Molecule: messenger RNA, 1677 nt
Organism: Nymphaea colorata (pocket water lily)
Lineage: Eukaryota; Viridiplantae; Streptophyta; Magnoliopsida; Nymphaeales; Nymphaeaceae
Exons: 5
Coding region: 92-1564 (490 amino acids)
Molecular function (GO): metal ion binding
Source: RefSeq, a predicted model, not a curated record
GCGCUCUCUUCUCUCUCUCUCUCACUGUAAAGUCAUGUCCGCUUCUUCUUCCUGCAGCGGUCGAACCAGGCGGGGGUAGAGGGGAACUUCCAUGGAGGGGAAGAAGAGAAGGGUGGCCUUCGUGUUGAUCGAUGGGCUCGGAGACGUCUCCCUCCCCAUGCUGGGUUACAGGACGCCGCUUGAAGCGGCGCGCACUCCGCACAUGGAUGCCAUAGCCUCCGGCGGCAUCAAUGGGUUGAUGGACCCAGUUGAGCCUGGGCUGGGGUGUGGGAGCGACACCGCCCACCUCUCCCUUCUUGGAUAUAAUCCAAGAGUUUAUUACAGAGGCAGGGGAGCGUUUGAGUCGAUGGGUGCCGGCCUGGCGAUGUCUCCUGGUGAUAUUGCAUUCAAGUCAAACUUUGCUACUUUGGAAGAGAGCACUGGAAUAGUGACCAGCAGACGGGCAGACAGGCAUUUUGAGGAAGAAGGACCUGUUCUCUGUGCAGCGCUGGAUAGAAUGAAACUGCCCUCUUUUCCUGAAUAUGAAGUCAGAGUUCGAUAUGCAACAGAGCAUAGGUGUGGAGUGGUUGUUAAAGGACCAAAAUUGAGUGGCAAUAUAUCAGGCACUGAUCCACUGAAAGACAACCGAUUGCUUCUCAAGGCUAUGCCUCUAGAUGAUACAGAGGAAGCGAAGAACACAGCUGCAGUUGUUAAUGAACUAUCCAAGGAAAUGUCACACAUUCUAAUGUCACAUCCGUUGAAUAAAAAACGUGCUUCAGAAGGGAAAAAUAUUGCAAAUGUGGUUCUUCUCAGAGGUUGUGGAAUUCGAAUUGAGGUUCCUGCAUUUCAGCAGAAGCAUGGCAUGUGGCCAUGCAUGGUGGCUCCAACCAAAAUUAUUGCUGGCCUGGGCUUGUCGCUGGACAUUGAUAUCUUGGAAGCACCUGGUGCAACUGGUGAUUAUAGAACUUUGCUGACUUCAAAAGCAACUGCAAUAGCUAAAGCCUUGUCUGCUCCAAUACAGCCACCUCCUUGUAUUUUUAUUCCUGGGGAGGAUGAUCCUAAACCUGGUCGAGUAGACGGCUAUGAUUUUGGGUUCCUUCACAUUAAGGCGAUAGACGAUGCUGGACAUGACAAGGCAAGCUUGUUUAAGGUGAAAGGCUUAGAAGCAGUCGAUAAGGCAAUUGGGCAGCUAGCUUGCCUUCUAUGGAAGGCUGAAAUCACUGGAAAGUUUGAGUACUCGAUUUGCAUAACUGGUGAUCAUUCCACUCCUGUUGAGUAUGGUGAUCACAGCUUUGAACCGGUGCCGUUUGCUCUCUGCCGUCUAAAGGAUUAUGUUGGUGCAGUUGGAGGAGAGGCCACUGUGAUGCACACUUCACUGGAGUCAUUUCCACUUCCAUCUAUAGAAGCCAAUGAAGGUGAAAGGAGAACGGAGGAGAGCAGAGGGAAUGUGCAGAAUAAGUCGUUCAGUGGUGAUACAGUUUGUGAGUUCAAUGAAAUAUCUGCAGCAAGGGGUUGCUUGGGGCGCUUCCAGGGAAGUGAGAUGAUGGGAAUUAUAAAAAAGAGCCUUGAAAUCAAUUGUCAGUGAGCAGUUUCAAAAAUUUUGCGGAUCAAAAGGAGCCUUAAACUUAUUAAAUGUUUGGAGAAUCAACUUUUCCCGUCUGUUUGAAUGAAAUAAUUCCUUUUGUUUCCCAUUUCCAA